CAUCGCAUAAACAGAGAGAGACGACGCGCAAGGAGCGCGCGUGUGCAUAGAGCCUCGUCGUCGUGGUUGCCGCGCUCGGGUCCGCUCAGCGCCGCUGCCCCUCUCGUUAUAGUUGGCGCGAAAAAUAAAAAUAAAUAAAAAAUAAAAAUAAACGAUCUGUGCGUGGAACGUAUCGGGUGUUUGUCGAGUGCGUGAUAUACAACGAGUGUGAUAUAUAUUAGGCUGAAAUACAUGCAUACGAGUGAACAAUGUUAAUGUUGCCGGAGUGUUGUAAGAGUGUCGAUCAAUCGAACGUUCGGGCGACGAGCUGCUGCGAGUGCGACGAGAAUCUCAAGAGAACCGGUGAAAAACACAGGCACGUAGUAUUUGUACCUAUUUAGAGAGGGAUCGGGUACUGUACCAGUCGAGCAAAGAACUGCGUGCGGAGCUUGUCACGUUGCGGGUGCAGUGCGCGGGAUAGUGAUAAUGUGCUGCGCAAUCGACAUGACUUACUAGGUUCACAAGUCAUCGCAGCCACUCGUGCGCUUCAGGUAUCGGUUAGGGUAAGCCUCGAUUUUGCCUCGAGCAGCGCAGCAGGUGCAGCAGCAGCAGCAGCAGGAACCGCCGUCGCGAUCGCCCGGCUUGGCUGCGGAGAGGAGAGCUUUGGAUAUCGGCUAGCCGCGGCACGACUCUCGGCUUACAAGGGAGAGCAUCAGCCACCCUGAUGGGAGUUUAUGAGGAGCGCGCCCCUCCCACCACCGGCAUGCACUGGCCGGCUAGUACGCAGGAACGUGGAGCAUCGGCAUCGGUGGUACUGAGCCUCGCUGGAGGAGCAUGUCAGCAGAACAGCAGUACCCCUAGCAGCGUCGGCGUCGGCGGCGGCGCCUGUAUCAGCGACUCUUCCUCCAUUCCCAGCAACAACAGCAGCAACAGCAGCGGCGGCGGCGGCAACAGCGCGGCCAACAAUCCCAACGGUCAGCAGCAACGAGAUCACAGCCCGUGUCUACCGGCGUCCAUGGGUGAUGCCGCGCGACCGACGACCCUACCCUCGAGUCCGACGACGCCUCGAGCUCAGCAGCAGACACCUACGUUACAGCAGCAACAGCAACAGCAACAGCAACAGCAGCAGCAGCAGCAGCAACAGCAGUGUGGACAGCCCGGUCACACGAGCCUGACGCACUGCAGCACCAAUAAUAAUUGCUACGCCGAUCCUGCCUCUACCCCCUACGACUCGAGAGACUACGGAUCACCGGGAGAUUCGAACGAAUACCGCGGCAGCAACAACAACUACGAGCACACGAGCGACCUGAACAUGCCGCCGCACAUACAGCACCAGCAUCAUCAGCAGACGAUACUGCAUCAGCACUCGGCGGAUCAGGGCCAGCAGCAUCACGUGGACGCGAUACCGAAGCUCGAGCCACCCUCGACGCCGCCCCAUCAUCACCAGCAUCAUCAUCCGCAUCAUCCGCAUCACUUUCACGGAGCCCAGCUGGAGCAGCAUCAGCAGCAACAGCAACUAGUCAUCUGCGCCGGCUGCGGCUUCAGAAUCGCCGAUCGAUUUUAUCUGCAAGCGGUGGAUCGACGGUGGCACUCCUCGUGCUUGCAGUGCUCCCAUUGCCGACAGGGCCUCGACGGAGAGACGACUUGCUUCUGCAAGGAUGGAAACAUCUACUGCAAAAAGGAUUACACCAGAAUGUUCGGCAACAAGAAGCGCUGCGCCCGAUGCCAGGCGGCCAUCCUCUCGUCGGAGCUGGUGAUGCGCGCCCGGGAGCUGAUAUUCCACGUGCGCUGCUUCAGCUGCGCCGCCUGCUCGGUGCCUCUGACCAAAGGCGAUCACUUCGGCAUGAGGGACGGCACGGUGCUGUGUCGCUCGCACUACGAGAUGGGCGCCGAGCUGCACCCGGCCCAGUCACCGCCGGUGCCCGUCUACCCGCCCGGGCCCCAGCACUACCCCGCGAGCUUCCCCUCGCCCGAGUUCCUAAGCCACAUGCAGAGGCAGCAGCAGCCCCCGGUUUCUCAGCAGCAACAGCAACAACAGCCACAGCAGCAGCAGCAGCAACAGAGCAGUCCGGUGCUGACGUCGCUGCAGCAGCAGUGCGCGGCCAUCGCGCCCGAGCAGCAACAGGCCGGAGGAGCCGCCGUCGUCGGAGCGGCUGUUCCGGUCUCGGGAGGCUGCGCGUCGCCGCCCAAGAUGCAGCAGUACUUCAACGGGGCCUCGCCCGUGAGCCAGCAGCAGCAGCAGGCCAACAGCACCGGAAGCGCAGCCAGUUCGGUCGUUCAAGUGCCGCCGCCGAGGCAGAAGGGACGCCCGAGGAAGAGGAAACCCAAGGAUCUCGAGGCCAUGACCGCGAGCCUCGGUGACUCAUAUCUGAACACGGACUACAUCGACAUGCCGUUCGGCCGAGGCGGUCCGGGCACGCCGGGCAUGCCGGGCUCCAACAGCCGCACCAAGCGCAUGCGAACGAGCUUCAAGCAUCACCAGUUGCGCACGAUGAAGAGCUACUUCUCGAUCAAUCAUAACCCGGACGCCAAGGACCUGAAGCAGCUGUCGACCAAGACCGGACUACCCAAGCGAGUGCUGCAGGUCUGGUUUCAGAACGCCCGUGCCAAGUGGCGACGCAUGGUCCUCAAGCAGGAGGGAAAAUCCGACAAGUGCGUCGGCCUGGGCCCGAACGCCGCCAGCCUCGACGGCAGCGGCAUGUCCGAGCUGGAGCUCUACGGCGGCGGAGGCAGCGCCGGCAGCACGGGACCCUCGCCCAUGAGUCCGCACUUCGGCCUGGGAGGAGCCCACAGUCCGGCCUCGCUGGGAUCGCUCGAUUGCGCGUGACGCGACGAGCUGCUCCGAGAAGGAUCCCCCUACUAGCCGCUCAUGGCCCGAUCCUCGAGCAUGUGAUAAUAGCAAAGAGCAGAGACUCGGCCACGACCUGCGGCGAAUAAUCGAGAGGCAUGGCUCGAGUAUGCGAAUUCGUGCGCGCACUGCACCUAGUAUACGUUAUACGGAUUAUCGCGAGUACAGCGAGUUUAUCGCGAGCAAUGCCGCGCGUAUAUAAAGCUGCGCAUUUGUUGGCCGCCGAGCGCGCGAUAAGCGCAGCGCCGCGAGCCGACGAGCAAAAAAGCCAGCCGAGGUGCUUACAACGUGCUCCUUUGCUGCGCUAUAGAUGCCACAAUCUCGAGAGUACGAUAUUAUUUCUGCGCGCGCGCGCGCAAAAAAGAGAGCGCAGGAGGAUAUUUAUCGGCGCGCCAAUGCGCUCUUUAUCCCCCCGUGUGGCCAUUUCGACUGAGCUUGAUAUUUCUGGGGCCCGCGCGCGGCCAGCCUUGUAAAAUAGCCUCGACCGAAUCAUUUGUACAUAGUCAUUUUUCGACUGUAAGAUAAAUCCAACGAGUUUGCGUGAUCAUAUCGAAUGGGUGCGAUUGCAGUGUAAAAACAAAUUUACGAUUACCUAGUUGAGUAAGCGACAUUUAUAGAUUUAUAUAUGAAUAUAUGUAACGUGGACUGCAGAAUCUUGAUUGUACAUAGUCAGAAAAAAAGUGUUUAUUUCCUGUAUGCGUGCGCGACUGCACCGCAGCAUGUACCGUAUAUAUAUGGUAAGGUAAGAGAGAACUGAUACACAUCGACUAGUGAAUGUUGUAAAAAUUAUAUAUAGAUAAAUAUAUUGUAUGUAUAUGAAAAAAAUAGUAAGAAGCCGUGAGACGAGCCGGGCGAAACGUUAACGUUCCUUUUUUUGUCGAUUAAUAAAUGUUUAAUUUACGGCGUUGAUCGGACAAAAUGCACGCGACGUAUGUGCAAAGACUUUAAGCGCCGCUUUUUUAA
Messenger RNA from Trichogramma pretiosum, 3790 nucleotides. Its product is annotated as ecdysone-induced protein 78C-like. The record is from RefSeq and is a predicted model, not a curated record. Gene Ontology annotation, biological process: neuron differentiation; regulation of transcription by RNA polymerase II. Gene Ontology annotation, cellular component: nucleus. The transcript has 6 exons. Lineage: Eukaryota; Metazoa; Arthropoda; Insecta; Hymenoptera; Trichogrammatidae. Gene Ontology annotation, molecular function: RNA polymerase II transcription regulatory region sequence-specific DNA binding; DNA-binding transcription factor activity, RNA polymerase II-specific. The coding region runs from base 704 to 2806 and encodes 700 amino acids.